ACUAACAUAAUCUGUGCAACUAAUUGCUAAGAUCCAGAAGAGAAAAAUGAAGGAAGAUAUAGCCCAAGUCACUGUUUCUGUGCCGAUCAAAGACUUAUGGAAGGCAAUGGCGAGCGACAAUAGGCACGUCGUGCCCAAGGUUUUACCGGAUAUUGUAGCGGAAGUUGAGUUGCUUGAAGGAGAUGGUGGCUAUGGAAGCCUGCUGCUAUUCAAAUUCUGCCCGGGUGUACUAAAUGUGAGCCACCAAUUAGAGAAGAUUGUGGAGUAUGAUGAAUCGACGUAUCAGAUAGCUCUUGAAAUACUGGAAGGGGGGCAUCUGGACCAUGGGUUUACUGCAUACACGACUGCUUUUAAGUUAACUCAAGUAUCAGAAGCCGAGACACUGAUCGACAUCAAGGUUUUGUAUGAGACGAAACCUGAACAUAAUCAUAUUCCCGGAGAGACUAUAAAAGCAACAUUUCGUUACAUCAAUAGCCUCGAAAAACAUCUGUUGAAAAGUUUAUCAUAAUUGUAUUUUGGUUAAUUGUAAACACUUUCACUUUGUCACUGGAUCAUUUGAUAAACAAUACUUCUAUGAACGUUCUCCAGGUUAUCCCACUGAAAACAUCCCCCACUAUGUAUUUUUAAGCUA
This is a messenger RNA of Helianthus annuus (common sunflower), 631 nucleotides long. Its product is annotated as phytohormone-binding protein. Gene Ontology annotation, molecular function: protein phosphatase inhibitor activity; signaling receptor activity; abscisic acid binding. Gene Ontology annotation, biological process: abscisic acid-activated signaling pathway; defense response. The record is from RefSeq and is a predicted model, not a curated record. The transcript is spliced from 2 exons. Bases 47 to 508 code for a protein of 153 amino acids. Gene Ontology annotation, cellular component: cytoplasm; nucleus. NCBI's taxonomy places the organism in Eukaryota, Viridiplantae, Streptophyta, Magnoliopsida, Asterales, Asteraceae.